Aspergillus alliaceus is the source of this 156-nucleotide messenger RNA. RefSeq lists its product as uncharacterized. The record is from RefSeq and is a predicted model, not a curated record. Lineage: Eukaryota; Fungi; Ascomycota; Eurotiomycetes; Eurotiales; Aspergillaceae. Bases 1 to 156 code for a protein of 51 amino acids. The transcript has 2 exons.
AUGCCACAUCUCAACAAAUCGACACUUUGUGGAGGGAUUGCAAAGAUCGGUGCGGGAACCGCAGCCACCACUUUUGCUGUUCACAUAGAGCUCCUUCGUGGCUGCUCACCAUACUUUGAUCGUUACUUCGGGCUUCCACUGGACGACAAGUUCUAA